AUGACCCAGCUCGACUCUCUACCUGCACCCUCACCAUUCAUGCUCUUCUCCAUAUUCCUGACGCCAUUCUGUCUGCUGGGCCGCAGUGGUGCUAUUGGGCAUAUCCCAUGGAGCGAUAUUGUGGGCGUCUCCAGCCCGGAAUCCGGACUCGCACAACUCUCACAGAUUGGAAUUACCUACAACAUUUCACGUGAGCUUGCAAUCCGCCCAGUCCAUGACCCUCGGGGAUCUCUCCGUAUCCCAGCUUAUCCUUCUGCACUCCUGCUUGGACCACAUAUUGGUCUUAGUAUUGAACAAAUCCCACUCCGUGUUCGCAAUGCCCUGGCCACUCGCUUUAAUAUCAAGUCGGGUGCAAACUCCCGCAAAGAGCUGCUCACUAUUCUCAGAGAAGCUACCUUCUUGGAGUGGACAAAGCUUCGUUGUAUUGACUCAACUGCUGGUGAUACUAUGGUUGCUGACCUCUCAUCUGCCUCACAUUCAAGAAGAGAAGACCGGCGGGAUCCUACGUUUGUGCGGUAUGAAAUGCUUGUGGACAUCUAUGCCAAUGACCGCAAACGAAAGUCGGAAUUUCAGCGUCAAACAUUCUUUGGUCAACUUCAGCAUAUCUAUCUCAUCAGUCUCAACAACCUCCAGCCCAUCAACAAGUACAAAAUUGGUGCAGGGGAGUGCAUUAUUAUGGUUGAGAUUCAGAACUGCAAGCUUGAUUGGAGUGAUGAGCGAACUGACACUCAUUAUUAUCAUGAAAAAGGCACAGUUGAUGCUGGUGAUGCCACUAUAUUGCAAUGCUUGGUUGGGCGGGUACCAGAUGGAUCACGAGGGUGGGCAAUUGUAGACCGAAGUGGUAGCUUAGCUCGGGCAGCAUAUUUAGAUGAUGAGGAAGAGUAG
Mycena indigotica is the source of this 885-nucleotide messenger RNA. RefSeq lists its product as uncharacterized. The coding region runs from base 1 to 885 and encodes 294 amino acids. The record is from RefSeq and is a predicted model, not a curated record. NCBI's taxonomy places the organism in Eukaryota, Fungi, Basidiomycota, Agaricomycetes, Agaricales, Mycenaceae. The transcript is spliced from 4 exons.